AUGCACCCGUUUAUCGUCACCACGUCGCUCGACAAGCCAGACCGGCAGACCCGGAAGUUGAUCCGCAGCCAUGUCAUGCGUGGGAAGAACACACGUAAGAUCAAACACGCCACAGAGGCCAAGUCGAGCGCGGCGGCAGCAGUUCCGCCAUCUGAACAAUGGUCUUCUGCAGAUGGGAAGGAAUGGGUGCUUACAACACCUCGGAAGGUGGCAUCGGAACUGUCUCUUUUCAACUAUAUGACCGAAAUGAAGCCUUACAUGCUUAAUCUCCUUUUUCAGGGUAACUAUCGAGCCCACUCGUUACUUUUGGGAACGACCGGAUUACUGACGUCCCUAGCGUUGACCGCCAUCAAACCAGCAAUGCACGCUUUAGACACCGUCACAGACCAAAGCCAACCAGACAGAAUGUUUUGUUUCGCAGAUAUUUCCCAGAAUCCUGCUAUGGUUCAUUCCAUCAUCUUCAGUGCACAGGCGUUUCAUGACAUGUCGCUGGGGGUCUCAUACGGACCACUGGCACGAUUCCAUCUAGCAAAGACUCUCCAGUAUCUCCAGCAAAGUCUGCAGGACAAGGCAGAGGCCACAAAAAGUUCCACCAUGACUGUUGUCGGGAUUCUGUCAUUGGCAGGCAUUAUGGCAGGGGACCUCGAAUCAGCUGCUAAACAUAUGGACGGGCUACAAAGAAUAGUCGAACUGCGCGGGGGCUGGGACUCACUCAUCGAUCGAGAGACAAUAGAACACAAAGCUAAAACGAUAGAUAUUUAUCUCGCCGCUGGCACUGGUAGCAACCUGCGCUUCGUCGAAAAUAUCUCCUGGGGACCGCGUAUCGCUCAUGGUAGACUGACUACCAUUUUUCCAGAGCUGAAAAUGGUUUAUCCAUGGCCUGAUCUUAAGCUCCUGAACAUUUGGGCCGAUAUACGGGAAUUUUCCACACUCGCCAACAAAGCCUUGACCACCGGAAUCAAACUGGUAGUCACAUCUUACUUACAGUUCAGCAGGUCGGCACCAUACCGACUGCUUUCUUUGCAAUGCGCCCACCCUCUUCACGAACUAUUGAGGCUAUCCAUGCUUGCAUUUCUGAAGCCUCUCCUGAUCAAGACCCCUGGAGUUGGCAAAAAGAUGUCUUACCUUGCAGAGAAGCUCAAAACCAUUUUACUCGAGCAGUUGUUCCCGCCGUCGGUCGAAAAGGCCAGUCUUAUUCUUUGGGCCCUGUUUAUAACGUGGUUAUCAAUAUUUGAAGAACAGGAUCAGGAAUGGUUGCGAGCGCUGGUGGUACAAACUAUGCGCACACUUGGUCUGACAACAUGGGCGGAUACUAGGGCUGUUCUCAAGAGCUUUUUGUGGAUUGACUUGGUGCUUGAUCAAGCCGGUGAGAGGUUCGUUAUUGGGAUAUGGGUUCCGCUUUGGGGUCACAUGAAACGCAAAACAUCCGAAGAAAAGGAACAUUUGCAUCAGAUAAGGCAGACAGGCACAGAUACGGAUCCAAAAUCAGGUGCGACCUGGCAAGCGGCCUUGCUCCUUGGAUCCGCUAUGGUUGCUCGCGGUGAAAUCGGCCUGCUUAUCAAUGAGAUAGGCUACAAUGAUUCAGGUUACGUCAGCAAGGAGGGCUUCAUCACCGGGGUGUGGGCAAUACUACUCAAUACGAUAAUUGGGCCUGUCAUGGAAGAACCCGUAGCUAAGGGAACCGAGUACUUGACUAGGAACGCAAAAAGGAUGCAUAGCGAGACCAUGACGGGGGAGAUCAUCUACGAUAAUGUCUCUCAAUUGUUGAUACUAGAGCUAACACAAAAUAGUGAGCUUGUUGAAUUGCAGCCGUGGGAUAGGACCUGGAACUCUUUCAUUGGGGCUCCGAUACAGACAGAAAACGCAUACCCAAAUGAUCUUGACACUACGUCUAUCGCUUUGACCACUCUGCCGGUGAACAAGAAGCUUGUUGGACUUCUGGGGGCUGUCCGAGACAAGGGUACGCAAAAGAGACCUUGGAAGCCUCUUAGAGUGCAAAUCUUCGACAGGAUUGGGAAAGAGGGCGAUGCCGUAUCUCUUGCAAUGAGAGUUCUUGCCAGUAAGGCGGUCGAUGUUGCCAACCCCAUUGAUCUGGAGACUUUGCGAUCAAGCCAGUGUAUCGACGGGAGUUGGCCAGUUGGUUGGAUUUAUAAGUUUGGGUCGUCAGGUUUGCAAAUUGGGAAUAGAGGGUUGACUACUGCUUUUGCAAUUAAAGCAAUCGAACCUCCUGAUGCUUCUCAAAUGUAUGGGGUUGCGCAGGAACCUGAAAUCGCUGCGCCCCUGAAGUCUCCAGGUCCUUCGUUGCAGGCGUAUGAUCGAGGAUAUACUGUUAUGUUGUUGACGCUUUACAAUCAGAAUGCUCUGGGGCAACCCAAGUUUCGAUCAUUUAUCUGGGAUACAGAUUCCCAUCUUAAAACACCCGAGGAGCGAUGGCUACUGCGAAAGCUGGAUAUUGCACUACUGACUACCGGCUGUUUAGGAUUUUUUACAACAUGCUACACGGUCGCCUAUGCGAUCAUGCAAAUCCCCUCGACACUGAUCAUUCAGAAAGUGCGGCCACGGUACUGGCUUGCCGCGAUAGAAAUUGGCUGGGGCGUCUUCACCAUAGCACAAGCCGGUAUGCACAACAUUGGGGAGUUAUAUGCGUUCCGAUUCCUUGUCGGUUUGUUCGAGAGUUCGUUCUUUCCUUGCAUGCUCUUCGUGUUGGGGUCAUGGUACACCAAGACUGAGCUGGCGAAGCGCAUCGCUAUUCUCCACAUGACGGCUCCGUUAGGCGCCGCAUUCAGUGGCUAUCUGGUGAGUCUCACCUAUGCUAGCUCUGAUGACUCCUCUUCUAACAAGUCUGAAAACCACAGCAAGCAGCCGUUUUCAAGAAUCUUAAUGUGCAUGACCAUCCCUGUUGGUGCGAUCGCACUCCUCUGUUUUCCAGAUGUUCCGCAUAACACGAAAGCCUGGUAUCUCACCAGCCAGGAGGUCCAAAUGUGUAUCGAUCGUGUUGCGAGAUCCGGGAAGGCACCUCCAGCUAAGUUGUCAUGGGCUACUUUCCUGCGAGUUGCGAAGAAAUGGCGUUUGUAUGCCUUCACACUGGGUUACGUGUUGUAUGGAUCGUCCUGCGCAGCAAGCAGUUACUUUGCCAUUUGGCUUAAAUCCGAGAACUUCUCGUGGGGAUUUCUGGCGGAUUUUACCGGAAACAGAUUUGCGCUGGUGAUUUUACCUUUGAAGACCUACGGCCUGAUUCCAAACGGCAUCCUGGCUGUGUGGCCAGCUAGUAUAAAAUUGAAGGAGUUUGCUUUCCUGACAGAUGGUGUCCAGCUCAUGACAGCCAUAUUUUACACUUGGGCCAACGAAGUCUGCGCCGAUGAUAACGAAGAAAGAGCACUUGUAGUCAGCAGCAUGAAUGGAUUCCAGUUGCUGCAUGGCUGCCAAUUGUUUUUGAUUCCGCAAACCGAGGCGCCAUCAUUCCGCAAGGGCUUUCCUGCGACAUUUGCGUUUGUUAUCGCUGCCCUUAUUUUGAUUGUAGUCAUACAACUUCUGGCAGUCCGGGAACGACGACUAAACGCUUCAAAGCAAAGAGAAGAUAAUUCGGUCGGAGAGUAUGAAGUUUGGUCUCAGCAAGAGGGAUCAGAUGAUGAAGAGAACAAUAAGGUCGCAAAGACGACCAUAUCGGCGCAAAAGGAUGCUUGA
Messenger RNA from Aspergillus affinis, 3684 nucleotides. RefSeq lists its product as uncharacterized. The record is from RefSeq and is a predicted model, not a curated record. NCBI's taxonomy places the organism in Eukaryota, Fungi, Ascomycota, Eurotiomycetes, Eurotiales, Aspergillaceae. Gene Ontology annotation, cellular component: membrane. Gene Ontology annotation, molecular function: transmembrane transporter activity. Gene Ontology annotation, biological process: transmembrane transport. The transcript is spliced from 19 exons. Bases 1 to 3684 code for a protein of 1227 amino acids.